This is a messenger RNA of Homalodisca vitripennis (glassy-winged sharpshooter), 896 nucleotides long. RefSeq lists its product as uncharacterized. NCBI's taxonomy places the organism in Eukaryota, Metazoa, Arthropoda, Insecta, Hemiptera, Cicadellidae. The record is from RefSeq and is a predicted model, not a curated record.
UGCCACCGUAACACCUGACAGCGAUGAUGAUCUUGAAACCUUGAGCUCCAACAGGCAAGGAAAACAACAGGUAGGUGAGCAUGAUCUACAUAAUACAAACGAAGAUAGCUUCAGCGACGAUGUAGUAGGACCCAGUGAUGAAGACGAGGGCUUACUACGAGUGUUACAAGUGGUCAACCCAGACCCUGUCUGCCCUGCUCCCCCCAAAAAGAGAAAAAAAGUUUUUCACCCAGAUUACAAAUUUCGAAAAUUCAACCAAGGCACCCGGAGGAGUGGAAAAGACGUAGAGCUGCUAUAGCUCGGCAAAAGGGUGAGACUUAUACAUCAUAUAAAGGUGAAAUUGUUCCAGCAAAAUCUGUUGUAACAGGCAAUUUGUCCAGCAAAAUGUCGCCUCAAAUGUAAUGAGAAUAUUACUGCAGAAAAUCGAUGCCAAAUUUUUACUCAGUUUUAUAAACUGGAUGUUAAUGUGAAAAAUGCCAUUUUGUUUGGUUCUAUAAAACAUUUACCUGUAGGUAGGCCAAGAAAGGGGGCAGUAAAACAUAAAUUGGCUACUUUUAAAUACAGUGUCACAUUUCAUGGUAAACAGAUUUUUGUUUGUAAGAAUGCUCUUGCCUCGCUCUACCAAAUUGGUAAGAAAAAAAUUGAUUUGAUCCAAAAAUCAAUGAAAGUAGGUUCGUCUGCUCCUAGUCCUGAUAAAAGGGGCCGCCAUGACAACAGACCCCAUAAAACUCCUGAUGAAGUAAGUAGGUACAUUGAACAGCACAUCGCAAUGUUUCCUGCAGAAGAAUCCCACUACUCUCGAUCAGCAAACAUUCAUAAGAAGUACCUGUCUCCACUGCUUUCUAUUCCCAAAAUGCACAAAUUGUAUUUGGAACAGUGUGUUGAGGAUAAUGUUC